Messenger RNA from Myiozetetes cayanensis, 633 nucleotides. Its product is annotated as translation initiation factor IF-2-like. Lineage: Eukaryota; Metazoa; Chordata; Aves; Passeriformes; Tyrannidae. The record is from RefSeq and is a predicted model, not a curated record. The transcript has a single exon. The coding region runs from base 1 to 633 and encodes 210 amino acids.
AUGAGCCCCGGGACCCCGCCCCCGGCCGGGCGGCUGCCGGCCAGGGCACCGGGCCGGGGCACCGGGCAGUCCCCACUCGGCCUGCUCUUCCGCGGGAGUACCGGCGACAAGCGGCUCCAGAGCUCCGAGGAGCGCCAGGGCCGCCCGGCCCGGCCCGGCCGGGACGCCGCUCCUCCCGCGCCGGGCUGCAGUCGGUCGGCGCCGGGCCGCCCCUUCCCCCCGGCCGCAGGUGCCUUCCGGCUCCGCCACCGCCUACCUGCGAGAGCCGCCCGGCGGGCGGACACCACCGCCACCGCCGCCACCAGCAGCGCGGCGGGCGCGCCGGCCAUGCCGGAGCCGCGGCUCGGCGGGGCACCCCCAGCACGGCCCGGCCCGGCCCUGCGGCGCGGCGGAGUGUCGGUGUCGCUGCCCCGGCACAGCGCUCCCCGCCCGCUCUCCAGGAACGGCCUCCUCUCUCUGCUUCCCUCCGUCCCUCUUUCUCUCCUUCCCGCCCUCCUCACAGCGCAGCCCCUGCGCCGGCCCGCCCCCAGCUCCGGGAACACCGGCCUAGGACGGAGCACGGGGUAUCUCCUGCCCGCAGCUCCGAUUACCCCCACCACAGACGGGCUUGGCGCUCCUCAAGCCUGUGGUUGA